UUUGUUCGCCGCCAUUUUUUAAGUACUUGAAGUUCAACUUUGCGAUUAUGUAGCAUUUACCCUUCAUGACCUCUCCAGUUUCGGGAAAAAAGAAGGAUGCCUGAAGACCUGUCCAAUUCUUAUAAUAUUCGACCUAAUUUCAAGCACAAAUUCCGUCCUGCUUCUGUAAAAGCAAUUAUUCAUGAUGUUUUGAAUGACGAACUAUCAGGCAAAAAAUACAGCUCAGAGGAAGCCACUGCAUGGUGUAAACACAUUUCUGAGACAGUGAAAGAAAAACUGAAAGAACUUGAUUUGGACAGAUACAAAUUUAUUGUCCAAGUUGUCAUUGGUGAACAAAGAGGAGAAGGGGUUAAGUAA
Messenger RNA from Stylophora pistillata, 357 nucleotides. RefSeq names its product dynein light chain Tctex-type protein 2B. Gene Ontology annotation, molecular function: dynein intermediate chain binding. NCBI's taxonomy places the organism in Eukaryota, Metazoa, Cnidaria, Anthozoa, Scleractinia, Pocilloporidae. Gene Ontology annotation, cellular component: cytoplasmic dynein complex; cytoplasm. The record is from RefSeq and is a predicted model, not a curated record. Gene Ontology annotation, biological process: microtubule-based movement.